AUGGGGUCCAUCAACAAACAAAUCUCUCGCUAUGAAAUCACAGCUGUUUUCACCCAUCCUGAUGCCAUAGUCGAUGUCGUUCUGGUCCAUGGCCUCAACGGCGACCCCCAGAGAACUUGGUCUUCUCUUGACGGCAAAGGCGUCUUCUGGCCUGCCGAUCUACUGCCACAGUCCCUGGGGAAAAUCCGCGCCAACAUCCUGGUCUACGGCUACAAUGCAGACGUUUACACGACUUCCAAAAGUCGCAAAAGUGCCAGCAAUAACUUCAUCUCCCAGCAUGCCCAGACUCUAGUCACCAACCUCACCCUUUACCGCAAGAGCGAGCGGACGUCCAGAAAUCCCAUCAUCUUUGUGGCGCACAGCCUCGGCGGUCUUCUCGUCAAGCGUGCUCUUCUCUACUCCAACGACGUUACAGACAGAAACCAAGAGGACGCCAGGUCUAUCUUCAUCUCGACCUAUGGCAUCAUCUUUCUGGGCACUCCCCACGCCGGUUCGGACAUGGCAACGUGGGGGCUCGUCUUGCAGAGAAUGGCAGAUGCCAUCGCACCCAGAAAAGUGUUCGAAAGCGAGUCGAUCCUCCUCAAAACCUUGAAGAGAGACAAUGAAACCCUGGAAUCCAUCAGCAAUCACUUUCUCGAUAUCUACCAGCGUUUCAAGAUCCACAUGGCCCACGAAAACCACAAGACGGAUGUCAAAGGCACAAAAAUGAUAGUAGUAGACACAGCAUCGGCAGGCCCGCAACUACCAGGCGUCAUUUACUACGGCAUCGAGGCCACUCAUUCCGGCAUGUGCAAAUACGACAGCGCCAGUGCGCCCGGGUACAGAAAUGUAUCGACUGCCAUACGGGACUGGGCAGAAGAAGCCCCGACAGUGAUACGGACUCGUUGGGAGAUCGAAAGUAACAACAGGAGUGUGAGAGCGCAAUCUGAGGCCGCUGAGAGGACGCGUGGCUAUAGAAGCCCCACGGAAAUAUCUUUGCCAGCCAGAGGUGCAACAUGCGGUAAAACAGUUGAGACAGUCGAGCCUAAUACUUCGGCAGAUACCAGAAUCGCUCAAGUUACUGAAGUCGCAUCACCAACUGGAAUUACCAGCACUACAUACUACUACUCUCCGUCGGGCUCAGUGCGGGAAACCUCGACUCCACGCCCUCUUUUUGUCCACCCUGACCGGUUCCGGCCGAAUUCGUUCUUCAAGGGGCGCAAAGACGAACUGCACAGUCUCCACAAGCUGUUGACGGACCCCAGGAGACGAUCAGAGGGUACCUCUGCCGUGCUCGUCCAGGGCAUUCCCGGGGCUGGCAAGACACACUUGGCUCGUCAGUAUGUGUUCAACCACAAAGAAGACUAUCCAGGUGGCAUAUACUGGAUUCGAUCGACCACGCUGCAAGACAUGGAGGACGGUUUUUGGCGUAUCGCCAAAACCGAGGCUAUCAGGGGCAUGGCCGCUCAAGAAGAAAAGAAGGACUUGUCGAACCCCCAAAAGAUGGUGGAGAUUGUAAGGAGUUGGUUCAACGAGUCAGAAAACUGGCUACUAGUAUUCGACGGCAUUCGGUUCGGUGACGACGCUGUGCUCGACUUUAUACCCGAUAGACCAAACAGCAGCCUCAUCUACACGUCAACCGAGCGCGCCGAGCCUGGUGCAUAUCGACUGGAUAACCCUAGCAUCCUGAAGCUGGGUCUACUUCCGGUCCAGGAUGCGCAAGAGCUGCUGCUCGAGGAGAUGGGAAAGAAGCAGCCAUACACGAUUGAUGAUCUCAGGCGGGCCCAAGACCUGGUUCAGCUGAUGGGUCGUCUACCAUUGAUGAUCCAUGCUGCUGCACUACAGAUGAACGCCACGCGAGAGCCCCUUGCAAAGUAUUUGAAGUCGUUUCGGGAUACGCCGAAAGUGGGAGUUCUUCCGGCCUACAAGACAAUUCGAGACCAGCUGCAGAAACGAGGUGACAUCACUGCGCUGAAUCUCAUAUACAUACUCUCUUUCUUUAGCCAAUCGAUGCCAGUCGAGAUGCUGGUACUUGGGCUCAAGGCCCUCGACAAGCGAACGCCGGUGAAGACGGCUACCGCUCGCCACAAGCGAAGCUUGACGCAGACGUUCGUCACUUUAAUCAAUUUCGCUCUCGUGGAGCGGAACGAGACGGAUGAUCCUUCCUCAAGCUCGCAAAGCUCGCGUCAAAGCGUCGACCUCACCCCUGAGCCCUUGGACACUCUUCGUGUCCACAGCAUUGUCCAAGCAUUCUUCGUCGAGCUUCUUGCUGAAGAGGAACAGUUGGAGUUCUGGCUGGAGCGCGCAGUUCGUGUCUUCUGUCACUCAUUUGACGAAGCUGAUGCCAGAAUAAAUCAGGAUUCUGACACAGGCUUGCCUGACGACUACCGGCAAUACAUAAGGCAUGGAAAGAAGUUGAUGGAGCAUCUCGAUCGUUACAAGCAUUCGAAUAUCUCUGAAAAAGCUAGGGGCCAGACCAACCUGCAACAGUAA
Messenger RNA from Colletotrichum higginsianum IMI 349063, 2472 nucleotides. Its product is annotated as LipA and NB-ARC domain-containing protein. The transcript has 4 exons. Bases 1 to 2472 code for a protein of 823 amino acids. Lineage: Eukaryota; Fungi; Ascomycota; Sordariomycetes; Glomerellales; Glomerellaceae. The record is from RefSeq and is a predicted model, not a curated record.